Molecule: messenger RNA, 843 nt
Organism: Lineus longissimus
Lineage: Eukaryota; Metazoa; Nemertea; Pilidiophora; Heteronemertea; Lineidae
Exons: 5
Coding region: 1-843 (280 amino acids)
Source: RefSeq, a predicted model, not a curated record
AUGCCAGACCCACAAGAACCUGACAUGCCAGAACCACAAGCACAACCUGACAUGCCAGAACCACACACUCCUGUCAUGGCAGAACCACAACCUAGAAUAGCAUUCCUCCAUGGACAAGCAAAGACAACACCACUAGGUCCGGAGGAAGAAUGCCUGUUGACUAGCCUUGUCCGCAGGAAACUCCAGUCAUCUGCCAACAAGAAAUUUCUAGUGUGUAAAACUGGAGGCCAGCCGAUGUGUUUUAACAAACACAUCAAACCUCGCAAGCCAACUGACAAGGUAUCUUCUCCUAUAAAACGUUUGCAAUCAAGAGAGAUUGAAAAAACACGCAAGUUUUUCAAAGCAAUAGGGGUCAAAUAUGAAGGCGAAGGGGCGGCAAGAGAUUUACAGAAAUCACUUGUAGGUGACAACAUCCGUGCAGAGAUGGUUUUGUUCCAAGUGAGAGAUGACCAUUCUCCCGACAGCAUUGGUGGUUACACCCUAAGGAAGGCUCCAUACGCAUAUGCAGUUAGCCUGGAAAACUUGGUCUGUGAUCACUUGGAUGCCCAUCUUAAGCUUGGUAAUUUGAGGUGGCAUGGAAACAUGCCAAAAGAUGAGAUUUGGUUAAAGAUUGGCGGUGAUAAGGGAGGGGACACAGUCAAGCUAGAGUUCCAAAUAGCAAAUGUGGAGAACCCAAAUGCUGCUGCAAAUACAACUGUAUAUUGCUAUUAUGAAGGCAGCGACAGUUACACGAACUUGCAGAUAGCCUUUGACAGGUUCAAGGAAGACCUAAAAAAUCUGCGACUCUCUGCAUGGAGCGACAAGGAAAUCAGAAUGUUCCUUUUGGCGACUACGAGUUUUUAA